UUAACGAUUGGCGAGAUCUUGGCUGCGUUAUUGACACAACACUUUCUAUUGAUAGAAAUAAGUAGCGAUUGUCCCGAGUCAUUGGUGCGCCAAAGUAAACUGUGAUGGGCUGGCAUGAGUCCACUGGACUGAGAAGGCUGGUUCCGCCGGCGGAGGCUGUGGUGAUGGUGGCGGCGGCAGUGCUGGUCUCCCUCCUCGCAGAUCAGUAACAAGAAAAGGGGCAGAGAAAGUGAAAGAGAGAGAGAGGGGAGAAGGAAAAAAGGAAAAAAAAAAAAAAGAGGCGUCUACCAGAGCGGCUCAAACCGGGAGAACAAAUGCAGUUCAGCCAUGGACAAUAGUGGCAACCACACGGCGACCAAAAUCCUAGCGACUCCUCCGUCCAGAGAAAGCCUGUCUGCCAGGAGCAACAUGAUCAGCACGCCCAAGCCACUCGCCUUCUCCAUUGAGCGCAUCAUGGCGCGGACUCCAGAGCCCCGCUCCAUCCCCGUCCCGCAGCUCCUCCAUGGCUCUGUGGCCAAAGGCGACCCCAAGCAUCCGCUGCACCUCAACUCCCCCAUCCCCUGCAUGAUCCCCUUUGUCCCGGUGGCGUACGAUACCCUGCCCAAAGCAGCGGUGGCUGGAGCGGAACCCAGGAAGGCUCACUUAGAUUCCUCUUCCUCGCCCUCCUUUAGCUGCGGCGAUCUCUUGAACUGUGCCCUGAGCUUGAAAGGAGAUUUCCCCCGCGAUGCCCUGCCCUUGCAGCAGUACAAACUGGUAAGACCCCGAGUGGUCAAUCACUCCUCCUUCCACGCCAUGGGAGCCCUGUGCUAUUUCAACCGAGGCGACAGCCCCUGUCACCCGUCCUCCAGUGUCAACAUCCACCCGGUGGCUUCUUAUUUCCUCAGCUCUCCCUUGCACCCGCAGCCCAAGGCUUACCUGGCGGAGCGGAACAAGCUGGUGCUACCGACCGUGGACAAGUACCCGGCGGGGGUGGCCUUCAAGGACUUAUCGCAGGCUCAGUUGCAGCACUACAUGAAAGAAAGUGCUCAGAUCCUCUCGGAAAAAAUCGCCUAUAAGACGUCGGAGUUCAGCCGCGGCUCCCCGAGCAGCAAGCCCAAAGUUUUCACGUGUGAAGUUUGUGGAAAGGUAUUUAAUGCACAUUAUAACUUAACGCGCCAUAUGCCGGUGCACACGGGAGCCAGACCCUUUGUUUGCAAAGUUUGCGGGAAGGGCUUCAGACAGGCGAGCACGCUCUGCCGGCACAAGAUCAUCCACACACAGGAAAAGCCACAUAAGUGCAACCAGUGCGGCAAAGCUUUUAACCGGAGCUCAACCCUGAACACGCACACGCGAAUACACGCCGGCUACAAACCAUUUGUCUGUGAAUUUUGUGGCAAAGGAUUUCACCAGAAAGGCAAUUACAAAAACCACAAGCUGACUCACAGCGGGGAGAAGCAAUUCAAGUGCAAUAUCUGCAACAAGGCUUUUCACCAGGUGUACAAUCUGACCUUCCACAUGCACACCCACAACGACAAGAAGCCCUUCACCUGCCCCACCUGCGGCAAAGGCUUCUGCAGGAACUUUGACCUCAAGAAGCACGUCCGUAAGCUGCAUGACAGCGCCCUGGGACUGCCCCGGGCCCCCGCCGAGCUGGGGGGGCCGGACCCGCCGCCCCCGCCCGGGGCGCUGCUGCAGGGCCCGCCGCCGCUGCAGCCGUGA
Camarhynchus parvulus is the source of this 1698-nucleotide messenger RNA. RefSeq names its product FEZ family zinc finger 1 (gene FEZF1). Bases 328 to 1698 code for a protein of 456 amino acids. The transcript is spliced from 4 exons. The record is from RefSeq and is a predicted model, not a curated record. Gene Ontology annotation, cellular component: nucleus. NCBI's taxonomy places the organism in Eukaryota, Metazoa, Chordata, Aves, Passeriformes, Thraupidae.